AUGUUUUGCCUGGAGAAGUGGACUGGUUUUGCUGGCAGCGAUGGAGGAUGCAUGGUAUUAGAUGAUCAAUCCCACUCGGUAAAUAAUUCUCCUACGACCAUGAUCAAGAAGCCACUUAAUCCUAGUACCGUUACUUCUGAUUGCAAUCUACACUGGUUGACAAAACAUCUUCUGGCUUUGGCUGCCUCAAGAAAUGUGCCACUCAUCUUCAUCAAAGAUAAAAAAGAAGGUUCUUUAAGAUUAGGCGAGCUGGUCAAGUUAAAAACGACAAUAGCUACUGGAAUAAAGGCUAGGAGAAAUGAUAUGGGACAACUAAGAGGAAUGGAACAUGAAGAGGAGAAAACGCAUAACCUUGAGGUAGGAACCCAAGAUGAGCUUGGAGUGGAUGCACAAGGCGUGGAUUUUCAAAUACCAACUGGCCUUAUAACAAGAGCUCGGGCAAAGAAGCUACAAGCCAUACAAGGCUUCGUAGGACGUGUACUUGAAGAAGAGACCCAGUCCAAGGCUAAUUCCAACGAGUUGGGCUUACAAGAGGAGACCAAGAUCAUCAAUCUUAUUCAAGUCCAAUCCAGUGAAGACCCAAUUACAUUGGGUUAA
Messenger RNA from Fraxinus pennsylvanica, 597 nucleotides. NCBI's taxonomy places the organism in Eukaryota, Viridiplantae, Streptophyta, Magnoliopsida, Lamiales, Oleaceae. The record is from the annotation of a GenBank genome assembly.